AUGCUGGCGGAGGUGAAACGACGCUUUCCAGACCAGCGGCGAGGCCUUUCGUCGACAGAGGCGCUGCCAUUUGAGGUGGAUACGUACUUAGCCAAGUUGCAAUGCUUCUACAGUCUGCUGACAGUGCUACCCAACCUCGCUGCCGUGCUGUCUGUCUUGGCUUGA
Molecule: messenger RNA, 165 nt
Organism: Phytophthora nicotianae INRA-310
Lineage: Eukaryota; Oomycota; Peronosporomycetes; Peronosporales; Peronosporaceae
Exons: 2
Coding region: 1-165 (54 amino acids)
Source: RefSeq, a predicted model, not a curated record